Staurois parvus is the source of this 382-nucleotide messenger RNA. The record is from the annotation of a GenBank genome assembly. Lineage: Eukaryota; Metazoa; Chordata; Amphibia; Anura; Ranidae.
UCAGGACACGGGUAGUCUGUGCGCACACCACGGGCAGUUCAUGGCUUCUAGGGACACUCACGGUAGGCGACUUGCAGAUGCUCAGCAGCAGGUGGCUUCCAGGGAGCCGGCUCCUCCAGGGGCCCAGCGAUCAGAAGGCAGGAGCCCUCAUGGCAUCCGGCUCCUCCCAGGGGCCCAGCGAUUAGAAGGCAGGGGCCCUCACAGUGGCCGGCUUCUCCAGGGGCCCAGCGACCAGCAGGCAGGGGCCCUCACAGCGGCCAGCUUCUCCAGGGGCCCAGCGACCAGCAGGCAGGGGCCCUCACAGCGGCCAGCUUCUCCAGGGGCCCAGCGGCCAGCUUCUCCAGGGCCCAGUGACCAGCAGGCAGGGGCCCUCACAGCGGCC